AUGCUGCCUCGGCUGAUCGUGUUUGACCUGGACAUGUGCGCAUGGUCGCCAGAGAUGUAUACCUUGAGUGAGAUUCCCAAAAAGACGAUCAAGGGCGACCUCAACGGCCACGGGCACGGUGUCGUGGCUGCUGUUUCCGAUGGCGAACACGUCCGUCUCUUUCCUGGAGCCCUGCACGCGCUCCAGCAGCUGCACUUGAACAAGUUACCCGGCACCAAGUGUGCCGUGGCCUCGUCUGCGGAUACACCGCAUGCGGUAAAAAUUGCCAAAAAAUGCUUGCAGUUGCUCGAGGUCGUGCCCGGGGUCAGUGUAGCCGAGGUGCUGCGGACGGCGGGCGGAGGCUUUGAUCACGACGGCAACAUUCAGAUUGGCCGCUCCCCGCCACUCUCCUCCAACAAAUCAAAGACCCACUUCCCGCGCCUGCGCGAUCUCUGCGAGAUUGACUACGAGCACAUGUUGUUUUUCGACGACAGCAACUGGGAAGACAACUGCGCCAUCGUUGAACGCCAUUGCCCAGGCGUGGUAGCCCAACGAACCCCACGUGGUCUUCAAGUCCACGAGUUUGAGCUCGGUCUGCGCAAGUUUGCCGAGCGAAAGAGCGCGUAG
Messenger RNA from Monosiga brevicollis MX1, 606 nucleotides. RefSeq lists its product as uncharacterized. The transcript has 2 exons. Gene Ontology annotation, molecular function: acid phosphatase activity. The record is from RefSeq and is a predicted model, not a curated record. The coding region runs from base 1 to 606 and encodes 201 amino acids. NCBI's taxonomy places the organism in Eukaryota, Choanoflagellata, Craspedida, Salpingoecidae.